Bemisia tabaci is the source of this 3011-nucleotide messenger RNA. Its product is annotated as coiled-coil domain-containing protein 102A. Gene Ontology annotation, cellular component: myosin complex. The record is from RefSeq and is a predicted model, not a curated record. NCBI's taxonomy places the organism in Eukaryota, Metazoa, Arthropoda, Insecta, Hemiptera, Aleyrodidae.
UACGGGAGGAAAAAAAUAAAAACACCUCAUCCACAUCCACAGUUUUGAAUGAAACUUUAAAAUUUUCCUUUCGUUUCUCUUCUUUUCUAAAUCUUUCAAUGUUUUUCAUCUACCGCCUAUGAACCUCACGUAAGACUUUUAGAAGCACGUGAAAAUCACGCAUCUAAUCAGUGUAUUGUGCUAAACAAAUGUGUCAGAUUGUUUACAUCCCUCAGUUCCAUGAAAAUACUUCAUGACCAAGUACUUACUACUAGACUUAUCGUGGCGAAAAGUGGAUUUUUUCCUCCGAAGCUGGAAUCUUUAUACUGUGAGCCGCUCAAGUCCUGCAAACAAAGAUCAGUUUCCUGUGACUUCAAUCAGCACUGCGUGACCCAUUGACAGUGAACUCCGUUUUAAUGUAACGAUGUGUCGUUGCACUCUUAACCUCGGCACAAGCUCUUAGUUCUAUUGAGAUUAGUAGCUGUUUACAACUAAAUCUUAUGUUUGUAUACCUCCAGUGUGGCUCUCAUGGAGUUUUAUCAGAGAAUGUUAGCUUCUUAAAGUGAAUGCUAGGAUGUCCAGCACCAAAAUGUCGAGCACCCACGGGACUGGGCGACGGCACGAUCCAAGCAGUAGCAAUGCAGCAAGUCGUUGUUUCGGCGAUGCAGCGGAAUGGGAAGCCAAAGAGGCUCUUCGACAACGAGAGUUGGAAGAGGCGCGUGCAAGAGCUGCUCAGAUGGAGAAAACUAUGCGCUGGUGGUCUGACUGCACAGCCAACUGGCGCGAAAAAUGGAGCAAGGUGCGAACAGAAAGGAACAAAGCUCGUGAUGAGGUGAAAAUACUUCGAUCAAAAUUAGAUUCAGUAAUGCAAGAGAACAAUGCCUGUCAUCGAGAAAAGCAAGAUCUACAAGUCCAAAAUGAACAAAUGAGGAAAGAGUUAGAAAAAAUACAUCUGCUUCUUCUAAAGCAUGCAGGUCAAUGGGAUCACCAGCUGCUAGAAGCUCUAGAAAGUGCCGAUCCAGAAAAAGACAUUGUCCUACCAUCACUAGUCACCGCAGACUCUGGUCUGGCCAGCAGUUUGUCGCAAGAGGAAUUGAUUCCAGGAGGAAUUGAAGAAUACGUUCUGCAAGGAGCUGUCCCAAAACAUGCUGUGGAACUGUUUGGUAACACUGCUUGCCAGAAAGACACGGCUAGCGGAGAAAUUUUUGCUACAGGUGGGAAGGAGAAUGCUCUGGACUCAGACAGUCGGUUGGGGGAGCGCUCAGAAACUGACAGUGAUGCCAAUAUUGAUCUAAACUCAAUAAAUGAAUUGGAGUGCAACAGUAUUCGUAGCAGCUGUAAUAAUAUGGACUGUGAUAGUGAGGAAGUACUGCGACAGAAACUGUCCAUGCUUCAGCUGAGGUUGGACGAAACAUCCAAAACUCUUGUUGUAGAAAGAGAGGAAAAGCAAAGUUUGCACAAAACUUUGGAAAAAAUUGAGAUGGAACUCUCCGAGAUGAAAGAAAAGUGUGAGGAUUUGAAGACAUCAAAACAAGAGGCCAUGCGUGAGCUGCUGAGACUUCAAGAUACUCACCAAGACACAGUCGCUCUCAUCAGGGCUGAUUUACUGGACGAAGCGACUUCUAGGGAAGGCAUGGACCGAAGACUAGCCGACCUAAGAGCACAGCUGGAGCGGCUGCAAGCUGAAAAUGCAUCCGAAUGGGGCAAGCGAGAGAGAUUGGAGACAGAGAAACUCAGCAUUGAAAGAGAGAACAAAAAACUCCGGGCAGAGUUGAAUGAUGUUAUUGAACGCUUAGAGCGAAAGGGGCGGCCACAACCAACCGCUGACAAUGAACUCCGCACUUUGCAGCAAGAACUGUGCGACAAAAGUAAAGAACUGACAGAAUUGAAACAUACUCACAAUAAAUUGAAAAAAAUCCUUGCCGACAAAACAACGGAGCUAGGUCAUGCCUUCAGGCGAGCUGAGCAGUAUGAAGGAGAAGUGAAAAAAUUAAGGAGUCGCGUGGAGGAAUUGAAGCGCGAACUAGCUGUUGCGGAAGAUGAGGUGGAUUCUGCCUCAAACAAUAUUAGGAAAUUACAAAGAUCAAAUGAUGAGCUUCAAGAGCAAGUCGAGAGUCUACAAGUGCAAUUACAACAUUUAAACACUAGGUUACGAAACAGGCCAGCGAACUCCAGCUCUUUAAUUUCACACCGAUCGCCAACAUCACCUUUGGAUGAACCAAGUGAUGAUGAUAGUGGAUUCUAACGGCAUUUAUACUUUUUUUUUCUAUCUUCAUCACAUUCCAAAACAUUAUAAUAAUCUCAUUGCAUCGUAGAAUGUCUUUCAUUUCUAAAGCUGUAGGUAUUGAUGCGUGUUUUUAUUUAAUUUUUCACAAGUUCAAGUAUACGUGUGCCUAAGUAGUCUAUCAAUAAGGAAUUUUUGUGGGUAAUGUAUUUGUCUGUAGAGGUAUUAGCAGUAAGAGAUUUGCAGUUGCAAUACAAUGGUGCAACUAGAAAAACAAAUGCACCUUGAUUGUAAUGCCAAAUAAUCUAAAUUAGUGGAAGUAUGGAAAAAAAUGGUUUUCAGCUUUUUUAUGCCCAAGUAGCGCAAGUUGCAUUAUAUUGCAAUCACCUGGUAAAAUUAUUGCCAAUGUAUUAGAGUGUCUCAUAUUUUGUCUAUUCUUUAAUUUAAGGGGCUCCUCUUAUUGAAAUUUGUCGCAAUAAAAUUUAAUCAAGUUGCCAUUUUUUUUGCAAGGCAAAGUACCCACCUUUUUUGCACAUGAUAGUCAUUUGAAUGAUACCUUAAAAUCGGCAUUUAUUGACCAAAUCAUGGAAAAAUAUUGCACUUUUAUGGUGAAAAAUUGCAAGCAUACUGUAUUAAGUUGCAAAAGUAUCUCAGUAUGUUCAUUGCGCUACUACUUGAGUGUCACUAAAAUGUGAUAGAAAAUCUGCAUAUUAAGGCUGAUGUUUUUCUAGUUUCACUAUUAAAUAAAAGUUAACUGUUAUGAAAUUCUUUGUUACUUCCAGCAGUAAAACUGCUGAGUUUCUACUCA